UAAUGCUCCUUCUCGACGAACCCACCCAGGAUUUAGAUCCACUCAGCGCUUAUUUGCUCAUAUCAAUACUUUCGAACAGCGCCAAGAAAACUGGUUGUGGCAUUUUGCUAUCCUUGGAAAAGCCACGCUCCGAUGUAUUUCCCUUCCUCGAUCGCGCGCUUUUCCUUUGCCUGGGUGGUGUAGUUUACUCAGGCGGUACGCGUGCAAUGCUGGAAUAUUUUCAUAGUAUUGGAUUUCCAUGUCCGCAACUCGAGAACCCCCUGAUGUAUUAUCUCUGCUUGUCAACCGUGGAUCGCAGAAGCCGCGAUCGCUUUUUGGAGUCCAGCCAACAGAUUGAAGCCUUAGUGGAGCGUUUUUCACGCGAAACUCCCCUAUCUGAUGCGCCACUGAACACAAUGGGCAAUGGUAAAGUACCGCUGGCCUAUGGAAAACCUGGCGAACUAAAAGUUUGGAUUAUGUUGUAUUUAAAAUUGCUUGCUUCUACGUUCUCCUGUGGCAUGGCUGGCAUGAAGGCACUCUUUUUGCGUCUACUGUUACUACCGUUGGCGAUGGCGCUUAUGUGGCUCUUCUACACAAAUGUUGGCGAUGAUUCGCAUGGCUUCUUCAGCAAAAACGGCAUGAUUCUCAAUAUUAUUGGCUUGGCAUAUGGCUGUGGCAUUCUCAGCACAAUCUCACUAUUUCCAAUCUGGCGCAAACGAUUUUCACAGGAUACACCCGAAGGCCUGUACUCAGGCGCCACGCUGCUCAUCGCCUACAACUCCAUUGCAAUUCCAUUCUCUUUAAUAUCUGCAAUGUUCGCCAGCUGUGUCAUUUAUCCUUUGUUGCUGGAUCCCAAAUUUCCGAAUGGCACCAUUUUCAUAUAUUUGCUGGUGGCCUUGUGGUCCAGCUUUGUGCUCGCCGAACAGUUGAGCAUCGCAUUCUUGUUGCUUGUUAAGGUGCCCUUCAAUGCCGCCAUAGCAGUCACUUACAUACUCGUGAUUAGCAUAUCCUUAGCCAGUGGUACGGUGCGCUCGUUUAAAGGUUUGCAGCCGUGGUUGCAGGACAAUACAAAAGGCACACAUACACGUUAUGUGUCCUCAUUGUUGCACAGCAUUGCAUUCCAAUCGCGUAAAAUGAAUUGUAUACCCACCGCGUCCGUCAUAUGCCCCAAGCCUACGGAUUUUCUACACGAACGACUCGGCAUGGCUGAUCCCGAUGAAACAAUUGAUGUUGCCGCUUCGUGUGCUUUUGCCGUUGGUUUGGCUGCCUUUAAUAUGUUGCUCUAUUUGUUCCCGAUGCCGAGAUGUGUGAGACAGAAAUUUAAAGACUGAAUCAAUGGUAGAGACGGGGAACUAUUUCUCCGUUCGCAGCUCCACUCAAUUGCAUUUAAGGACUAGACGUUUUAUACGUAAAAUAUAUACAAACAUGUAUUGAUAUUUUUUAAUAAUAUAAGUGACNGUUCGCAGC
Molecule: messenger RNA, 1446 nt
Organism: Rhagoletis zephyria (snowberry fruit fly)
Lineage: Eukaryota; Metazoa; Arthropoda; Insecta; Diptera; Tephritidae
Product: ATP-binding cassette sub-family G member 5-like
Biological process (GO): transmembrane transport
Cellular component (GO): ATP-binding cassette (ABC) transporter complex; plasma membrane
Molecular function (GO): ATPase-coupled transmembrane transporter activity
Source: RefSeq, a predicted model, not a curated record